GAAGGUUUGAACUGUGAGUUACCAUCUGGCUAUUCACGUCAUUACUACAGUGCAGUUUUUGUUUUAUGGACGGACAUGACGUCAACAUCUGACCAAAGUUUGCUGAGUGAGUCGUGACCAAGAGAAAAUCUGCUACUGCUGGGGAGAAGCAUAUAUGAACAUUGACGAACAUAAAACCGGUACCAAAGGAAGUGGUCUAUCAUGACUAUCAUGAAUGUCAGAGCUUGUAUGAGAAGGGAGUACAUCGCCAUCUUCCUUUUUCUGGCUGUGGCUGUCCUAAUAUUUAUGCUACGCAACAUGGAGGUCCUGAAGCAUGAAGUCAUUACAAGCACUAUUAGUGUUCUGAGUGAUUCCACUGAGCAUGCCAAGCAUCACAGCUUCUGCACCUUCCAGCCACAAUCACCUGAGGAUGCUCUGGAGGAACGCCUCCUACUAGACUCCAUUGCUUGGCCUGAAGCUCCGCCUCUGUCAGCUCCUCUUUCCCUGGAUCAGACCAGUGAUCCAGCUCACAGCUCCUUCACCAUUCUCCCAGGGAGGGGAGGAGGACAGUGGCAUGUAGGGGAUCAGCUGGAGGUUCUGAUCAAAAUGUCUGACUUCCAGGGCCGUCCCAAGAAGUUUGGGGGAGACUUCUUACUCGCCCAGCUGCGCAAUCAGGAGCUUGGUGCAGGUGUGGCUGGGCAGGUGGUGGAUCAUCUCAAUGGCAGCUACUCUGCUGUUUUCUCUUUACUCUGGGAAGGAGACGCACAGGUUCAGGUGAUGCUGGUUCACCCUAGUGAGGCUAUCCAAGUGCUGAGCUGGCUGGACAGUGAACAGCCUGACAGAGUUGACUUCCAGAGUGUCUUCCGCUCAGGCUCACUCUCUGAAACUACCAUCUGUAACGUCUGCCUACGUCCAACACAGCAGCCGCUGUGCAACUUCACUGACCUCCUUACAGGCGAACCUUGGUUCUGUUACAAGCCAAAGAAACUGAGCUGUGAGGCCAGGAUAAGCCAUGCCAGGGCAGGAUUCAAAGAAAACCUCAAGGCCAACGACAAGAAGCUUUUACAAAGUGGUGUCAACAUGAAAGUCUACAUUCCUGCUUCAGGACCUGCCAGUGUCCCCGUGUUGCCAAAAAAUGAAGGUCAACCUGAGGUGAAGAGCAGCAUUGUGAAGUCUGGACCCUCUGGCUAUUACUACCAGGGUGCGUGGCGAGCACUAGAUGGCACCACAGUUCACCAAUUCAACACCGCCUCUGCCAUCAGUCAGUGCCUGAAAGGCAAAGUGGUCCACAUGUAUGGAGACUCCACCAUCAGGCAGUGGUUUGAAUUUCUCAACGCAGCACUACCAGAUCUUAAGGGGUUUGAUCUGCACAGCCCAAAGGGAGUUGGACCUUACAUGUCCUUAGACUACGCAAACAACAUAUUGGUGACGUUUCGCUGUCAUGGUAAUCCGAUCCGCUUCACCCCAUUCCCAACCACUGAGCUUCGUUAUAUUGCCAAUGAACUUGAUGGCAUAAUAGGAGGCACCAACACCAUCAUCGUUCUUGGCAUCUGGGCUCAUUUUGGCAGUUUCCCUGUGGAGAUCUACAUCCGGCGGCUGCAAAACAUCCGCAGAGCAGUGGUGCGGCUGCUGGACAGGUCUCCGGGUACACUGGUCAUCAUCAGGACCGCGAACCCCAGAGCUUUGGGGCUUUUUGAGGCUCUAACCAACAGUGACUGGUACACAUUGCAGCGUGAUCAGGUGCUCAGAGCCAUGUUCAAAGGACUGAAUGUUCAUCUCAUUGAUUCCUGGGAGAUGGUCUUGGCUCACAACCUACCUCAUAUGAUCCACCCAGAACCUCCCAUUAUUAAAAAUAUGAUUGGCAUUCUCUUGUCUUAUAUAUGCCCUGAAAAAGGUCGCUAGAUGUGUUUGGUGAGGAAGAGUGGGGAUUCCAGACCACGCUGAGUGUAGGAGCCGCAUUUAAGUUUCUUUAAUGAUUUUUGAUUUGUGCUUGAUUAUGUGUUCCCUGGCUUGAGCGAGUGUUAUGGCGAAUCAACACAUGGCUCAUUUGAAUAUUCAAAUUAGCCAUGUGUUGAUUCGCCAUAACACCUGUGUUAAUGUCAGCAAGGAAAACAAAACAAAACAUGUCUAUUGUCUUCUCAGGCGCUUAUAGCAGAAACAUAGUUAGAAUAGUAAUACACUGGGUAAAUAUCCAUCUCACCUUCUUCUCCUUGUGCACGAUGUCCAUGUGCCGAAGCUCUGCUGAGCUUGAUACCGCGGCACAGAAGUCCAGACCGGACCAGCAGCUGGUUGUUGCGGCUGCUGCGGCCGCGAGAUGGAAGAAGCGACACAAGUAGACUCUCCACCAUGUCGGCACCUGAGGCAACCUGUGACUGUUGCCCGGUUGCAUUAGACAAUGUUCGAAUUGUCUCUGCCGAUGCCAAAAUGUUGUUCAGUAAAGCAGCAGCGUCUGUUAAAUUACCGGAGAGCUCCCGGGAUGACAUGUGGGCUCCAAAGCUGUUCCACUUCCUCUUCGGAGCCGCCUUCCUUUUACACUGAAACGCCUUCCAGUUACACUGAAAAGCCUUCCGAUUACACUGAAAUCUCAGUAGUAUUUAUGAGAGCGUUUCAAUAAUGUGUGUGAUAGCUGUUAGAGCGUAAAGCUUUUACAGCUUCUACCGCUCACCCGGGUUCUUUCUUCUAAACUUGGUUUUACAAAACACUCAGGACAAAUGAAUAAAGUCAACCAUUUAUUGAAAGAAUCAUAGCCAUAUGCAAUGCUCAGCGCUGGACUCUACAAACUCCCUUAAAGUUACACUUAUUCUUCUCGGAUUUUGGCGAAAUCCCGUACAAUGGGUGGGCUCUUUAACGCAAUUGGUCAAUUUGUUUGUGAUAUGCAUUGGUUACCACCCAUUAACCAAGCAUCUGGAGAUUGAACAUCUCAAUGACCUUUCAAACUUUGUAUGUUUUGUUGUCUGCUGAAGCUUUCACAUCCUGUCCUUGCUUAUUCUGCUUCUCCACCUGCAUACCUUCCCUGAACUCUGACCUCUCCUAUCCCUUAAUGACCCAGUCCUGUCAGUGAAUAACCCAGGUCAUAAUUAUAAGUCUCAGGCAACCUGAGUAUAUUCCCCCGCUCCCACAUAGCACAACAUUUCAGUUGUAUGUAUAAAGCAUUUCACAUGUAUGUAUGAAAGCAUUUCACUUGUAUGCAUAAAAGCUUUUCAGUAGUGUGUGUGAGACAGCAUAACAUUUCAGUAGUGUUUGUGAAUGCAUUUCACCUGUAUGUGUGUGAGGUUUUUACUAUAGUGUGUGAAUGUGUUUUGUUUUAUAUGUGUGUGUGAAUGGUAAUUCUGAAUUAUGGCCUAUACGGCCCCUCAUAGUUGCGCAUCUGCACGCAUCAAGAUCAGGAAAGGCUUCACAUUUAACAAGGAGAAUGAACAUUGUAAACAAUCUGCUAAUUGGUAAAGAAUACCUUGACGAGGUUAAAGGAAACAGCUACUACAGCCAAAAUUAACUAUCUUAAAGGAGCUGAAACGGCCAUGCUUAACCCUGUUCAACCUAUUGCAGCUCCAGCUGUAGUUCAUAAGCUGGACUUUAGUGCAUCAGCAGCUGCCCAGGUGCAGCUGGAUGAGAAGCCACUAUGUUCACUCCCUGAUGAAAGCGCUCCAGUGGUUAGAGGCAGAGCAGGGGCUACCUUUUAGUCCCCCUUUUUUUAUUUUGAUGAAGAGCAAUACCAAAGUCACCGUUAUUCAACCUGAAGAUAGGAGUCAUGUACAGCAGUAGUUCUCAACCUUUUUGAGUCGCGACCCCCAAUUUAACAUGCAUGUUGUCCGCGACCCCGCUCACUGAACACAAUCUCACAUGCUCAGUUCAGAUCACCCUAAAAUGAAACAAAAUGACCCAAAAAAGAAACAAAAUGACCAAAAAAAGUAAACAAAAUGACCAAGAAAGACACAAAUUGACCACAAAAUGAUCAAAAAAGACACACAAAAUGACUAAAAAAAAGACACAAAUUGACCACAAAAUGAUAAAAAAAAAAGACACAAAAUGACCUUAAAAGACACAAGAUGAACAAAAAAAGACAUUAAGUGACCAAAAAGACUAAAACAAAUGAUUUGGCGACCCCCAGAAAUCAUCUCGCGACCCCAAUUGGGGUCCCGACCCCAAGGUUGAGAAUAGCUGAUGUACAGCAAUGGCCAUGCCCAACCUCAGUGCCCCCUGUUACAGACAGACAGGUAGGCAGGCGUACACCUUCCUGGAUCCUGGCUCCACUGCAACUUUCUGUUCCAAAUCCCUCAUGUCUAAGCUCAACCUGAAAGGUAAAAAGACACACAUUCUCUUAAGCACGGAAGAACUGAAACAGCCCCAAGGAAAAGUGUGGUUCAUCCCACACCACAGGGUGUAUCAUCCAAAAAAAGAGGAAACUUAGAGUGGUUUUGACUGUUCAGCCACUUAUUUAAGGCAUAUCCCUUAACACAGUGUAGCUACAGGGCCCUGACCUGACAAAUUCUCUCGUUGGAGUUAUAAUGAGGUUUUGCAAAGAGCCCAUUGGAAUCAUGGCUGACAUCAAAUCCAUGUAUCACCAGGUCAGGGUGGACAAAGCUCAUGUGAUUUACCUGCGUUUCUUGUGGUGGUCACAAGGUGAUACCAGUAAAGCCCCUGAAGAGUAUCGCAUGCUGGUUCACAUUUUUGAUGCAGUGUCCUCCCGAGCUGCGCAAGUUUUGCAUUGAGAAAAAAACAGCUGAAGAAAAUAGGAGCUGCUUUCCUCCUCAAGUGGCUGACACUGUCCACCAGUGACACUGUCCACCGGUGCUCGUUGACCUAGCGGGCCGCCACUGUCAUGGUGGUACAAGAAGUAGGCGGCGACCUACUUGAUAUUCAAGACACAAGGCCUUGUGAGAAUUCACUAGGGCCUUAACUCUGAUAACACCAUGAUUGAGGGGAACAUGUAGAUCAGGGGGCUCUGUCCUGAUGUGAUGUAUAGGGCAGGAAGAUAGGGCCGCAUUGAGUCUUGCUGAAAAGUCAAUGCUGAAAAGUGCAACAGUCAUAAGUCGAGCUGUCAUAAGUGUACGGGACUUUUUUGUACUGUAAAAUAGCCAUUCGGAAUUGUGCAGUGUAUGGAAUACAAAUGUGCUCAUAAAACUUGCUGAACAGAGUAUUGAGUGCUUUGUGUUUGGCCAGCUCACCCAUUAACUUAGUGCAGUUGUCAAAAUUGCCACGACACACUAAAUAUACAACAUCAAUAAAGAUUUGUCAUAUUUUACUGAAUUUUAAUCAAUUCAAUUUUAUUAAUAUUUAAUAAAAGGACAUGGAGACUAAUGUAAGUUUACGUUUUAAAGUAUCAAUAUUUCUAAUGCUCCUCAGAUCCUCUGACAGGCUGUUCCAGCGUUUUAGAGCAUAGUUGCUGAAAGCUGAAUCACCAGGGGCCUCAUGUAUCAAUGCUGCUUACGCACAAAAACAUUGCGUACGCUGUUUUUCCCGCACAUGCCACAUGUAUGAAAAGUGAACUUCCCGUGAGAAUGGCCCUCAUUUAUCAAACAAGCGUAUGACAGAAAGUGAGCGUAAAGUGGGCGUAAGAUAAUUUCUACGCAAGGUUCUGCAUUUAUCAAUUUGGACGUGAGCGGAAGGUACGAUCAGAUCUCACAUCUGCUCUCAGCUCGUGUACGCAAAUUUUAGCCAGCGUGAAGUCCACACGUCUGAGUCAGAGAAUUGAUCUUAGACAAUUGCCUGGAGCUGAUCAAACUUUGCAGUGUUUUCAUUUUUAAUGGUGACAAAGCAUAACAUGUUUAGUUUUAUCAUUAAAACAUAAUUUAAAAUAAAUACAUACAAUAUACUGCGACCGUGAAAUCAGAAUCAGAAUACCAGCCAAGGAUAAAAAAAAAAGUGCAGCCACAGUAUUGUAAAAUGAAAAAGGCAUUUAAAUAGAACAGUAUAAAAAAAAUAGUCCAACAGCAACUUAAAUCAUUUAAAAAAAACAUAUAGUGCAACACCAACCUAUAAAGUAAACAUUCAAAAAACACAAAUCAAAAGAGCAGAAGCUGCACAGUAAA
Centropristis striata (black sea bass) is the source of this 6008-nucleotide messenger RNA. RefSeq names its product NXPE family member 3-like. Lineage: Eukaryota; Metazoa; Chordata; Actinopteri; Perciformes; Serranidae. The transcript is spliced from 8 exons. Bases 202 to 1881 code for a protein of 559 amino acids. The record is from RefSeq and is a predicted model, not a curated record.